Messenger RNA from Cadophora gregata, 1029 nucleotides. RefSeq lists its product as uncharacterized. Lineage: Eukaryota; Fungi; Ascomycota; Leotiomycetes; Helotiales; Ploettnerulaceae. Gene Ontology annotation, cellular component: cytoplasm. The record is from RefSeq and is a predicted model, not a curated record. The coding region runs from base 1 to 1029 and encodes 342 amino acids. The transcript is spliced from 5 exons.
AUGUCUACCAAGCUCGUCCCUCUCGGCAGAAAUGGUCCAAUGAUUCCCCACCUCGGUUUCGGCACCAUGGGGUUGACAUUUCAAGUGUACGGCCCAGUCGCCAGCGAUGAAGAACGCUUCGCUGUGCUUGAUCGUGCUUACGAACUAGGAGCCAGAAGUUGGGAUAGCUCUGAUAUAUAUGGUGACGGCGAGGAACUCAUCGGCAAAUGGUUGAAGCGCACUGGAAAAAGAGAUGACAUCUUCCUCGCAACGAAAUUUGGGUUCAUUAAGGGAGAUCCAGCUUUCAAGGCCAACAGUUCGGCGGAGUACUGUAAAGAGGCUUGUGCCGAGAGUUUGAGACUUCUUGACAUUGAUUACAUCGACCUCUACUACAUGCAUCAUGCCGACCCCAAAGUCCCCAUCGAAGAAACAAUGAGAGCUUUGGCCGAGCUCCAAAGAGAAGGCAAGAUCAAGCACAUUGGUCUUUCGGCAGUUUCAUCAGCCACUCUCCGCAGAGCAGUCAAGAUCGCUCCAGUAGCGGCAGUCCAAACUGAUUAUACACCAUUCGCGCUGGACAUUGAGAAAUCGUCUGGAACCAACCUCCUCGCAACCUGUCGCGAGCUAGGUGUUGCAGUUGUUGCCGCGAUGCCGCUCGGUCGAGGUCUGCUGACAUCCACAUUCGCAGCUGGAGAGUAUGCUGCCGUUCAGGAUAUGAGAACGAAAGCCAUGCCAAGAUUUUCCGAAGCCAACCAGGAUGCGAAUGUGAAAGUGGUUAAUCAGUUCAAGACUUUGGCUGACAAAAAGGGGUGCAGUGUUGCACAAUUGGCUAUUGCUUGGCUGCUGAAGCAGGGUGACGAUAUCAUUCCGAUCCCCGGCACCAAGCGUGUCAAAUAUCUAGAGGAGAACUGGGCUAGUUUGAAAGUACAGUUGACAUAUGAGGACGAGAAAGAAAUCCGGGAGUUGGUGGAAAGUGCAAAAAUUGCUGGUAAAGCUUUGCCAGAGGGCUUUGCAGAUGAUCUGAUGUUCAGAGACACUGCAGAGGAAUCUUGA